GGAAAUGCGAAGUAAAUUUUGUUUUCAAUUAACAAGCAAAUUCGAGCACUUAUUGAUUUUGGAAAUUUUGAAUUUUGAGUUCGUGGUGUUGGGAGCAGAGCCCUAAUGAGCAGCCAAUGUCGGAAUCAUCAUCUUCCACUCUCCGAGAUACUCUCCUUCGGUUAUCAAAUUCAAUCACUGACUUUCUAGCAACAACUCCUUACAAAAGCUCCAACAUCUCCGUCAAAGCAUUUCUUGAACCACUUCUGACAUGCACAAAUUCCACCAUCCACACUUCUAUCAAAGACUUCGCUCUAGCAUGUGCUCUUCUAUCUUCUUCCACUGACACCAAUUCAGAGCUUCUUUCAUGGAUCCCUAAUCACCUUUCCUCCCUUGCAACCACUUCCUUUUAUCAACUCUCCGAAGCGUACCUCACUGUCUUCAACGAUAGGAACUCCCAGAAGGUUGCUGAAUUAGGUUUGAAUUGUGACCUUGUUCCUCCACAGAAGAGGUUGCUUCUCGAAUUGGUUCCUGAUGUACUUCCUUUUCUGAAAGAGAGAAUUAAGGAGAGUUCUAUUGAUAAGUCUGAUGAGUAUGACGAGUUUUCCGCUGCAUCUGCUAGAGUUCCAGUUGGGUUUGCGAUUCUUGCUUCUUUUCAGUUUAGAUGGUUUGUUACUCAGGUUGAUUAUCCUCAUUUGGGAAAGUUGUGUGGAUGGGUGAUUCCUUGUGCAUUGACUGCUGUUGAUCAUUGGUCGCCAGCCGUGAAGGGACAAGGCAUGGUUAGCUUUAUACAUCUUGGGAAAAAUGUGGAUGCUGCUGAACUCGGUGGGUAUGAGGAUGUGAUACUUGAUGCCUGCUGCCAGAAUAUUGCUUCUGAUGAUGAAAUAUGGCACUAUGUGAUUGAAGCAUCAGUAAUUUUCAUGUCUCUUACUCAGAAAAGUAAUCCACGCGGUCUGUGGUUUGAAAGGAUGUUGAACGAGAUGUUAAGUCACUUGGAGCGUCAACCAAGAAACAAAGAGCGCCGCAUUGCAUGGCUUAAAUCUGUUGAAUCACUAUUUAAUGGAGUUGGUCUUGUGCUUUUAGCUCACUUCAGGCGCAUUUUCCCAUUAUUUUUUCAGUGGAUGCAUGCCGAUGAUGAUGAUACUGUUAUUUUGGUUCUGAAGUGUACUUACACAGUUUUGAGAUUAACGUGGAUUAGGAAUUCACCAUAUGUUGCAAGAUUGGUAGAUGAAUUGGCUCUUGUGUAUAAGGAGGCAGCACUGGCAACAGCCAAGGAAGAUAUUAGAGCAAAUAUAUCUCAGAUACUGGUCCUACUUCAAGAAAUCAGAGGCCAACGUUUUAAUAUAGCUUGGGACAAGCAUCAAUCCGAUCCAGAUUUGACCACUCUUAAUCUGUCAUUAAGUGGAAGAAACCAUUCUAACCUUGAUAACCUAACCCUACCUUUAGAGAUCAUUCAGAAGGGUUCUGCAAGUGUUCAAACAUGACAAGUGAACAUUCAUUUUUUAUUAUUUCAAUGCUAUACAUGGUUGCAACAAUUUGGGUUCAUGUGUAGAUGUAAUUAACAAGGACAAAUUCUGGAGCAUGAAUGAAAAGCAAAGCUUUAUUUUAUAUA
This is a messenger RNA of Cicer arietinum (chickpea), 1591 nucleotides long. RefSeq lists its product as uncharacterized. The record is from RefSeq and is a predicted model, not a curated record. Lineage: Eukaryota; Viridiplantae; Streptophyta; Magnoliopsida; Fabales; Fabaceae.